Molecule: messenger RNA, 709 nt
Organism: Galeopterus variegatus (Sunda flying lemur)
Lineage: Eukaryota; Metazoa; Chordata; Mammalia; Dermoptera; Cynocephalidae
Product: arginase-2, mitochondrial-like
Exons: 2
Coding region: 220-453 (77 amino acids)
Cellular component (GO): mitochondrion; cytoplasm
Molecular function (GO): manganese ion binding; arginase activity
Source: RefSeq, a predicted model, not a curated record
CUGGAAAUAGGCUAUAUUAACAAAGUACCAGUACCAAGAGCAACAAAAUCAAGGAGUUGCAACCAUAGGAAGACACAACGAGGUAAGUAAGCUCUUAUCCUCUUCCUUUCUAGGAGACAAAGGCCAAUCCAUCUGAGUUUUGAUAUUGAUGCAUUUGACCCUACACUGGCACCAGCCACAGGAACACCUGUUGUAGGGGGACUGACCUAUCGAGAAGGCAUGUAUAUUACUGAGGAAAUACACAAUACAGGGUUGCUGUCGGCACUGGAUCUUGUUGAAGUCAAUCCUCAGGCCACUUCAGAAGAAGAGGCAAAGGCUACGGCUAGCCUGGCAGUGGAUGUGAUUGCUUCAAGUUUUGGUCAGACAAGGGAAGGAGGGCACAUUGUCUAUGACCAGCUUCCUACUCCCAGAUGUCCAGAUGAAUCAGAAAAUGAAGAACGUGUGAGAAUGUAGGGAAUAGUAUCCACUGACAUGUUUUAUGAUGGGCAUUCCACAACUGUGAGGCAUUUGAGGGGAUAGAUGUUAAAUGAUUAUCUGGGUCAGUAUUGCCUGAAUGAGAACAUGUGCACCUUCUCACAACUGUAAAGUUUCCCUACCCGUUUUGGUGAUCAAUAAUAUUACUGUAUUUGUUUUUUGCAAUUCACGGGGUAUUAAUAUGUUGUAGUACUAUGUAAAUAUAAGGUCAUAAACAGCAUUUAUUACCUUGGUA